GCAAAUAUGAAAUGACAAACUAAACCAAAACACACGGAUAAUAAAAUUUGUGACAAUACCCACAUACGGAACUGACCUACACAAAUCAAUGUUUAAAUUGGAAACUUUAUUGCAAUCAAUCUUUCACAUUUGUUUUAUAUAUUUUGUGGUAAAAUUGUUCGUCGGAAUGAAAUCUCUCCCAGCAAUCAUCCCUUCAGAGCUGCGGUUGUGUGAAUCAACGGAGUUCACGCUGAUUCAGCUCAAAUAAAUAAACUACGUAUAGGACUUUGUUUUGGUUGCUGGAAUAGCAUUAACGGGAUAUGCAAAUGGAAAAUAGCCAACGUCGGGAGAAUGCAGUGCCACAGAGAACAUUGGAAUUUAGGCAAGCCAUGAAAGAUUUUCGGACAAUGUUUCCUACUCUGGAUUCUGGUCUUAUAGAAUGUGUAUUGAGAAGUAAUGCAGGACAUGUUGACUCAACCAUUGAUCAAUUAUUACAAUUAUCUCAAGACCCAAAUGCAAAAACUAGAAAUAGAGGAGGAUGGAAUGCAAAUGAGGACAGUACAGACACUGAUGAUUCCAUUCCUUCAGAGUUGCUUGAUCCGCCCACUUCUAGUGAUGAUGAUAUACCAGUGAGAGAUCCACCACCAAUGUACACUCCAAGGGUUGGUGACCCGCCUCCAAAUUUUUUUGGUCCAAAUCAGCCUGUCGAGGUUCCAGUUAGUGAGAAAAAAAGAGGAUCUCACAAGCAUUCUAAAUCUAAUGGAUAUCAUACAAAGACGUCUAAAAAGUGUUAUAGAGCCUGGAACCCACCUAUGCUUGGUGCUCUACCUGAUGACUUUCUCCGAAUAUUACCGCAGCAAUUCUUGGAUCCCUCAUCGUCAAAAGAAAAAUCUAAAAAAAUUUCCUCUGGAUCAAAGAAACGUACUCCACCAACGAGUAGUAACUCAGGACAUAGAAGUGUAGAUCCAGUAUUCUCUCAUCGAUCGACUCAUUCUGGAGAUCGAGAACUUUCUACUCGUCAUGAGAAAUAUACUCCACCCAUACUCAAUAACCCAGCAUCGACUACUCCAUUGAGCCAUCAUUCUCCAAGUAUUAAUAACGAGUCUACUGAUGAAGACCUAACCCCGCCUCCUCGCCCUCCAAGGACUAUCCAACCUAGAAGGUUGCCUCAAUAUAAUGAACGAGACCGGAAUUUACCUCUUCAUUCUGAUUCGAUUGUACCAGGGAACUUAUCGAUACGUCUUGCUUCUGAAAGUCGAGGUUUCCAACAUCAGUCUAUGGAUCCUACUCUAUCUAAUGGACAAAGACAAAGGCAUCAUCAUAGGAGUUCAAGAUCAAACCAUAGCAGAUCACAUAAUAAUUUGCCUCUACAACAAAAUUUACCAAGUUAUAAUCAAACUACAAAUUUGAAUGGAAGCAAUCAUAUAACGAGAAGAAGCAGUGAUUUCACUUCUCGGAGAAUGGUAAUGGUGUCACGAACUUCCGAGCCUGCGAUAUCGGUAUCACAUAAUAACGGCAAUCACAAUGGUUUUCAAUCUCCAAUUAAUAACGAUAGACCUUCAUCACAUCGAUCUUAUCAUAGAUCAUCAUCAAAUUCAUUUUCAAGUAAUCAUCAUCAUCACCAAACAUCAUCUGGACAUCAUAGUCCAGUGUUUCAAAGAGGAGGAAGUCCAGCUUUUAUAUCUUCUCAAUCUCGUUCUGGAAGACCAUCAAGUGCAUCAAGUUCUAGAUCGAGACCUCGAACCGCUCAUGAACAAGAACAAUAUGUUGAAGAUCAAAAACUCGCUAUUUUGUUGCAAAACGAAGAAUUUAUACGGGAAUUGAAACGUAACGAUGAAUUUUUAAAAGCUUUGGAGAAAGAUCGACCUAAUAAUAUAUCAUCGAUACCUACAACUCCAAUCGCGGAAAUAGCAGACAGGGAUAUUGUACCAUUACCAGAUCCUGAUGCGAAAUAUACGCACGGAUCACAAAAUCCUUCUGUUCUAAAAAGAGUGGGAAUGGAUGAUCCAGAAAAAGAAGAUGAAAAAAUGUUCAAAGAAAACCUUAAACAUAUGGGAAAAUCUGCCAGAAAAAAAUUCAAUGAAAUUGCAAAGAAAUUUUCAGUAAAGAGGAAAACUAGUUAUAAAUCAAUGAAGAACAUAGAUCCUGUUUUUGCAAACUGUGACGAUAAUUUUGAUGAAGUACCAGGACCUGUCCCACGUUCCCCUGUGUUCGACCUAUAAUAAUUCACUCAACUAUCUUUGUGAUUUAUUUUCUAAAUGUUUAUUUUAAAUCGUCUACAGCUGCUCAGGUCAUCGGUUAACUUUUCAAUUUUGCUUUUUUUUAUAGUAUCAAGCUUGCAAUAUUAUUAUAUUGAUACGCUAAUAUUAAUUACCAUAAGUACAUUUGAUAUUGGACUUUUAAGGACAAAUCAGCAGCCUAGAUCCUACUCUUUUGGCCACCACACGCGUCAGAUAUUUACCACGAGCGACUAAAAAUCAAAUUGAAGUAAUAAUACUUAAAUUGUGCUUGUUAUGUAUUCCACCAUUUUCUCUAUAUUUUUUUCAAAAUGGGUUGUUGUCAUAUCUUUUUACAAAUCAAGAGAGCAAUGCUGAAAUCAACAACAGAAAAUUUGUGUAUAGGCGUUUUUUUAGGACCUGCAAGUUUGGGGUAAAAUACUGGCCCCGGGUAGAAUAUGGAACAGAAUAUACAGCGUGGUCAAAAAAUCCUGUUGCAAUUCAAAAUCGAUUCUUAAUAUAUUUAAACCAGGUUUGUUUGAGAGAUGCUUCCAUCGAAAUUUUGAAUUCUUUAAGCCUAUGGUUUAAUUGAAAAGUUUUUUUGUCUCCAAAGCAACAACAUGACUGACUACAAUUUAGCAAAGGAAUUCAGAAGUCCUUUUAUGUUUAUUGGUGUUUACUAAUACCUGCUAUUAUUUUGAUUAAGCUAUCCUUUUUUGCUCGAGUGAAGUUACAAAUCCCUAUUACCAUCGUGCUUUAUGAUUUGUGUUGUUUUCUGCAAAUAUAUCUUUAUGUUUACCGUCCAAUAGUAAUCCUGUUGAAUUUUUUAUGGCUGUGUUAGAAAGCAAUUGAAUAUAAGAGUUUGAACUGUGUUUCAAAAAUAAUAUCAGAAAUACCCAUGUAAGAUUAUUCAUCUGUUUGCAAAGAAAAGCAAUUAAAAAGUGUUGAGUUUAGUCGUCAUCAUAAUAACAUAUAAUGAUUUUCCUUCAAUUUAUUUUUUAAUUUUUGCUUGCCAAACCAUGAAAGUUUCUUUAUGAAUUAAGUAUCAUCUGAUGCCUCAUUUGAAAUUAUCAUCUUUAUUCUUAUAUCAAUACCAUAUAUUAAGUACAGUUGCUACAUUUUCAUAUACUUGACAGAGGACUUAAAAAUGUAAACCUAUAUAAAUCUUGUGCUAUCGAUUGGGUUUCUACGAGACUAACUACUUCUCCGUCUUCUAUACUUUUGCGGAGGUGGAUUCGUAUGCAUAUAAUGCAAGGAUGCUGUAGCAAGUGUGAAGAUAACUUUCCUAAGUGAUUCAAGAGUCUUGCUGCACACUAACACAAAUCUAUUUUUGUAACAUUUCGUCUAACCAAGGUCAGACAAAACGUUACAGAAAUAUAUUUGUGUUAGUAUGCAGCAAGACUAUUGAAUCACUUGGAAUAUAUAAAUCUGUUUCAUUUAAUGCAAGCUGUAGCGUGGAAUUUUGUAAUAUUGCUCAUGGCUUUUAAUAGGCUCUUCCAACAUACAUUUACAUCUGAAUGUAUCUUCUCUCUGGGACAACCCAAAGCACCUGUUUGUGUUGUCAUCCUGACACGAUUACAGCUACGCUAUUGACCUGCGCCAAGAAGAUAUGAACCAAAUUAAAUGUAUAUUGUAUAAUGUAGUAAUGCAAGUUCGAAAAAAAACGCUUUUAGGUUCGAAAAAAAAGUCAUUUUAGGUGAAAUACAAUUUGUUGAAUCCAUGAAAAAUAUGCUGUUAUUAAAUUAUUUUCAUUCCCUGGUGAAACCUUCGAUAACAAUGUGAAAUGAUAAAAGAUUGCUCAUUUCUAUCCUAUUACUAAAAUUCAACAAAGUCUGAUUUUUACUUCGAUGUAAAUAAAUCCUGAUAUAUCUUGCAUCUGAAAAUGCAACAUUGCUAUCCUAUUAACCUUAUAAAGAUUAUUUUGUAUCUUGACAGUGCUGGGUAUAGGACCCCAAUCAAAUGAAAAAUUUUUAUAAGGAACUAUCCAAGAUACUAUUUCAUUUAUCCUUUGUAUUGUACAACAGGAAUUCUGAUGUAAUGACGAUUACAAAUAAACAUUUUAAAUAAUCAAAGCAUUGAUAUAUCCACUUAUUUUGCUGCAUUUUGAAUUAUUGCCAUAAAUACCCUCGUUUGAUUAAGACUAAUUACCUCUGACAAAAUUACAUCCAUUAAAUGUGGGAAGAGAUUUUUUAUCACUACUAAUAGCGAUGUUAGUAAUUUGUGGGAGAUUUGUUUAAAUGUGUUCUUCUGAUCAUUAUUUAACCAGAAAAUAUAUGGAAUAUUUCUGAAGAAUGUAAUUUUAACAUUAUGGUUCUUCAUAGUCCAUAUAUUCUGACUUUGAAUCUCAAUAUGAUGCCAAUAUUUGUCAUAGUGGUUCUAAAAAUUUCUAUGUCACUACGAUACCAUUACACCAGGCUUAGUCUACUGCAAGAGCGAAGCCAGCCUAAAAUUUGGGGGUUAGCCAAAUUUAUUUAUUUUUUUGUAUAAUGAUGUAAUACGGCUCUCGUGACUUUUGCUCUGAACAAAGCCAGGUAAAAGUAGCCAUUGAUAUCUAGAAUAUCUUAGAGAAUCGCUCUAUAGACGUUGCUGUCGAAGUUAUGACCGUGAAAUUGCAUUUGAAAAAUGGUAAAUUUUUUUUUGGGGGGGGGGGACCAUGGCCCCUCAGCCCCCCUGGCUAUGCCUAUGCUCUACUGUUAUUUUGGCAGCAUGGUAUGUGCAUAAAGCGUUUGCUUAGAAAUAUGUUUCUAGAUUUUUUGUCCCAUUAUGCAUUUACACUUAUAAGUGAUUAAUUAUUGCCCGGUAUACAACUCAUCGUACUAUUAUGGUGUUUGAAAGGUACCUAAUUUAAUGUUGAACAUAAAACUAGUUUACAUUGUUUGAUGAAAUUACUAUUUCUGUAUUCUUGUUAAAUAUUAUAUCAUGUUAAUAAUUUCGUAAUAAUAUUAAUAUGGCACAUAAAUUUUGCUCUUCGUUGCUACGUUUUUUUUUUACUAUUUUCUUAAUUUUUAUUUUGUUCCAUACGAUAAGAUUGCUAGUCAAAAGCGUGCUUUGCUCAUUGAAAAAAAUUGUAAAGUCGGCUCUGUAUAUUUCAGGAAUGUUUUUGAUAGACAAAUUUGUUGUUAUUUUCGUACUGUGUUAGUUAUUUUCUCACAGUUGUAAAUAUCUCAAUAAAAUGCCAGUGGAAUGUUCA
Styela clava is the source of this 5385-nucleotide messenger RNA. RefSeq lists its product as uncharacterized. NCBI's taxonomy places the organism in Eukaryota, Metazoa, Chordata, Ascidiacea, Stolidobranchia, Styelidae. The record is from RefSeq and is a predicted model, not a curated record. Gene Ontology annotation, molecular function: ubiquitin binding.